GCGGGGAGAAGUGGCAUUUGAGUCCUCCCGUAUCCCAGCAGGCAGUGCAGUCUGGAGAAGCUGACAAAGGAGCGGGGGAGCAGUCGCAGCUGCUAUCCGAGAAGCCAGUGUUGCCGAGGUCUCACCAUCUAGCCAAGGCUGGCAUAGAACUCACAGUCCUCCUGAUUUCACCUCUUGAGCACUAGUAUUAGAUUGCCAAAAUGCUUUGGACUUUUUAACUGAAUCUAACAAAGUCCAAAAUAAACUUGAGACUGUAAAAACAGAAGCUGCAGAAGGGAGAUUCAGUGCCAAUGCAUCAACAAAAAAGACAACCAGAGUUAGUGGAAGGAAAUCUUCCCGUUUUUGUGUUUCCCACAGAGCUAAUAUUUUAUGCAGAUGAUCAGUCAACACAUAAGCAAGUGUUGACUCUGUACAAUCCCUAUGAGUUUGCCUUAAAGUUCAAAGUUUUGUGUACUACUCCGAAUAAGUAUGUUGUUGUGGAUGCUGCAGGUGCAGUUAAACCUCAGUGCUGUGUGGAUAUUGUGAUACGUCACAGAGAUGUUCGAUCCUGCCACUAUGGUGUAGUAGACAAAUUCCGCCUUCAAGUUUCUGAGCAAAGCCAGAGGAAGGCUUUAGGAAGGAAGGAGGUUGUUGCUACUCUUCUCCCAUCUGCAAAAGAACAACAGAAGGAAGAAGAGGAAAAAAGAAUAAAGGAUCAUUUAACUGAGAGUUUGUUUUUUGAGCCAUCGUUUCAACCAGAAAGCAGAAGUGUGUCGUCAGGCCCUAGUUUACUGACUGUCUUCCUGGGAGUGGUGUGCAUUGCAGCUCUGAUGCUGCCUACGCUGGGGGAUAUGGAAUCGCUUGUGCCUCUCUACCUCCACUUAAGCGUGAAUCAAAAAUUAGUAGCUGCUUACAUCUUAGGUCUUAUCACAAUGGCUAUACUACGGACAUGAGAGAAGAUUUAAACUGACUUCCGGAGUAAAUUUAUAUUGAAAAUAUAUUGAAUGUGGACUGCCUUUUAUCCCUAUUUCACUCCAUUAACACUACAAACUGUUGAAUGAUUUCAAAUAAUUGAAAACGUAUAAUAUAUAUAUAUAUAUAUAUAUAUAUAUAUAUAUAUAUAAUUACUCAGUAAUUUUAUUUGCGGGAUUCCAGCACUUUAUGUUACAGACAGUAAAGAUGAUUCUAAAUGAUAGAGGAAUUAUUUGAAGAGAGUCUUUUAAGUUCUGUAUCUAUUGUGCAAAGACUUUAAUGAAAACAUUUGUUAUUUUCUCAUCUUCUCUUCUAAAUUCACUUUAAUUGAUAAGGUCCAUAUGUCCUUCAACAUUAAAGGCCUAAAUGAACAAACUGACUAGCUUAAAAAUAAAAUUGUAUUUAUUUGCUAGCUAUGAUCAAUGCUACUAUGUAACUUUAUACCUUGCCCUCUAUGGUUACAAACAGUUGUUAGAGUGUUUGUAAGAAUAAGAGUUUUACAGGCACUGUGUGGAGAAUUAAACACAAGUAUAAGGUAUUAAGGGAUCAUGAUUAUUGUAGGAUCUCACAAAAAACAGGACAUGUUUAAUUCAUCUUGUGAACUACCAAAUAGAGUUGUAGUCCAGACACAAAGCAUAUAUAUAAAUAUAUAUUUAUAUAUAUAUCUUACAAAAGUAGGCUGAUGGCUCUGUUUGGUCUAAGAGUUCUAAAGGAAGGCAAGCAUUUGUUAAAUUAGUUGGCUUCGCCUGGCUUUACCUCUGGUUAAUGCUUUACGUUAAUGGGGGGAAAUCACUAACUUUUCUUCCAAGCUCUUUGUCUGCCUGCCUCUUAAGUGACAUGCCCAGAUUUGGAGGAUCAUAUGCCAGGUGGUUUGUGUGGAGAUGAUUUUUCACCUUAAACUCUAAGCCAAGUUUGGAAACCCCUUGAUACCUGUGUCUAUUUUAUAUCAGUCACUGAUACAUUUUUUAAGGUUUUAUUUAUUAAAACAACUUUACCAAAAAAGUCCCCUAAGCACAACUAUUUACAUUUCUUUAUAGCUUGUUCCAAUCUCUAACAUACAAAUAUAUAUAUA
Messenger RNA from Dipodomys spectabilis (banner-tailed kangaroo rat), 2023 nucleotides. It is a transcript of the gene Mospd1, whose product is annotated as motile sperm domain containing 1. NCBI's taxonomy places the organism in Eukaryota, Metazoa, Chordata, Mammalia, Rodentia, Heteromyidae. Gene Ontology annotation, cellular component: cytoplasm. Bases 291 to 932 code for a protein of 213 amino acids. The transcript has 7 exons. The record is from RefSeq and is a predicted model, not a curated record.